This is a messenger RNA of Cyphellophora europaea CBS 101466, 612 nucleotides long. RefSeq lists its product as uncharacterized. The transcript is spliced from 2 exons. Bases 1 to 612 code for a protein of 203 amino acids. The record is from RefSeq and is a predicted model, not a curated record. Gene Ontology annotation, biological process: phosphorelay signal transduction system. NCBI's taxonomy places the organism in Eukaryota, Fungi, Ascomycota, Eurotiomycetes, Chaetothyriales, Cyphellophoraceae.
AUGGCGCAACUCCCCACACCCCACCAGCCUCCGGCCCUCACACGGCCGCGCGCCCCUCGUCCUCGCCGUCGACGACAACCUUAUCAAUCGCGAGGUGACCACAACCCCAUCACGCCCCCCACCAACCUCAACUCACACCCCACUAACCCCUCCCCCCAGAUCCUAACCCGCCUUCUCAACAAACACAGGUACCCGCACCACACGGCCGAAAACGGCGCCGAGGCCGUCGAAGCCUACAGGGCCAUGCACCACAGCCUCCGCCUCAUCCUCAUGGACACAAGCAUGCCCAUCCUCGACGGCCUCUCCGCGACACAGCAGAUCCGCGCUUUCGAAGCCCAGUACCGCCUGCCGCGCGUGCGCAUCGUGGCCAUGAGCGCCAACGCGCUAUCGGGCCAGCGGGAGAAGGUGUUGGGCGGGGGCGCGGAUGAGGUGCUGUUCAAGCCGGUUCGGGAGCGGGAAUUGGUGACGGCGUUGGAGGAGGCGGGUGGGAGGGGGGUGUGGGGAGGGGAGUUUUGGAUGCCGCGGCGGGAGGGGGUGGAGAGGAGGCUGGGGAUGGUUAGGGGGCAUUUGGGCGGGGGAGGGGGAUGGGGUGGGAAUGGGAGUGGGUGGUAA